AUGAAUGGCAUGUUUGUCGUUUGGCUACUGUCAUGCAGCAUUUGUUUAAAAUUGGGUGUAAUCAGAGCACACAGAAUAACGAUUGAGGAAACCGUAACCCGCCAUGGCUACCCGGUCGAAAGUCACAAGGUAGUUACCAGCGAUGGCUACAUUCUAACCGUUCUCCGAAUGCCAAACCCUGGACGACGACCGGCUCUAAUAGUUCAUGGUUUGCUGUACUCAUCUGCCGAAUGGUGCAUCUACGGAAAACAAUCGCUAGCGAUGCGGAUAUUCGACGCCCGUUUCGAUGUCUGGCUGCCAAACUGCCGAGGGAAUACCUUCUCCCGGAAACACACGAAACUCAACGUUGCAAGUGAAAAAUUUUGGGAUUUCAGUUGGCACGAGAUCGGUGUGUUUGAUCUCCCGGCACUAAUCAACUACGUACUGAGAGUGUCUGGCUUUACCAAGUUGCACUACAUCGGCCAUUCUCAAGGGACAACGUCAUUUUUUGUCCUAAACUCUAUAAUGCCUCAGUAUGGCGAUAAGAUCGAGACCGCUCAUCUACUUGCGCCCACCUGUUUUAUGAAUCACACCUAUUCGCCUCCGAGCCGAGCAUUUAUCCCGAGGAUGAAGGAAAUACGACUAAUAUCGCAGAUGACGGGCAACUGGGUACUUUUAGCCCAUGAUGAUGACUCCUCUUUUCUCGGAGCCACCAGAGCGGCUCUGACGGACGCAAUGCCACCGGAAGUGUUCCUAAUUAUCAUGUACUCCUCCAGUGGGAUGCGCUCGUUGCAACUCAACCAAUCGGUAAUAAGAAGAAUCAUGGAAACCGUUCCGGCCGGAUCAUCGCUGAAGCAGUUCGAACACUAUGGUCAAAUUAUUCAGAGCGGAAAAUUCCGACAGUACGACUACGGGCCUGCUGGAAACCUCGAGCGAUAUAAUACCACGAGCUCUCCCGAGUACAAGCUGGAAAAUAUCAGGGCUCCCAUUGCUUUGUACUACAGCGAUAACGACUGGUUCGUCGAUCCGAAGGAUGUUGAGUUGUUGAAGACAAAGCUGAAAAAUAUCUUGCUUGAUUAUCACGUAACAGUACCGGAGUUCAAUCACUUGGAUUUCUUGUUCGACAAUGCAGCUAUCAAGGUAUACAAUGAGAUCAUUCGUAUUAUGACGAUGAGCGAGACAUAA
Molecule: messenger RNA, 1164 nt
Organism: Ochlerotatus camptorhynchus
Lineage: Eukaryota; Metazoa; Arthropoda; Insecta; Diptera; Culicidae
Product: lipase 3-like
Exons: 3
Coding region: 1-1164 (387 amino acids)
Biological process (GO): lipid metabolic process
Molecular function (GO): hydrolase activity, acting on ester bonds
Source: RefSeq, a predicted model, not a curated record